AUCGCCCUCUCAUAAUGCAGCAUGGGCGAAAAUACUAGAUUGAAGAGCUUCAUCUGAGGAAGCAGAGGCUUCUAGUUUAAAUUAUUUUGUCCCGUUGAGUGAAAGUGAUGUUCCAACAAUGCCGAUAGUGGAUAAACUCAAGGAGGCUUUAAAACCUGGCCGAAAGGACACAGGCGAUGAGGGUGACCUCAACAAGCUAUUGGCCUCUUCUGCCAAGAAGGUCCUUUUGCAGAAAAUAGAGUUUGAGCCUGCCACCAAGGGGUUCUCCUAUCAGCUCGACAGCCUAAAGAACAAGUAUGUGAUCCUCAAUCCUAGGACUGAGGGUGCUACAGCACAGAAAGCUGCAGAGCCUGCUCAAAUUAAGAGGCAAGUCUUAGAGAAUGUGGUUGGGGGCCAGAGCGAUGGGAUCCCUGCUCCGCAGAAGAUGCUCUUUCCAGGGAACAAGAUCACCCUUAAGUGGGAGCGUGUGUACAGGGUGGGAGCCGGCCUCCAUAACCUUGGAAACACCUGCUUCCUCAAUUCCACAGUGCAGUGUCUCACCUACACGCCGCCACUUGCCAACUACUUACUCUCAAAGGAGCACAGCCGUGUCUGUCACCAGUCAGGCUUCUGUAUGAUCUGUGUAAUGCAGAACCAUAUCAUCCAAGCCUUCGCCAACACAGGCAACGCCAUUAAGCCCGUCUCCUUCAUCAGAGACUUAAAAAAAAUUGCAAGACAUUUUCGCUUUGGUAGUCAAGAGGACGCCCAUGAAUUUUUGCGGUACACCAUCGAUGCCAUGCAGAAAGCCUGUCUCAAUGGCUAUCCGAAGCUUGACAGGCAGACCCAGGCCACGACACUGGUUCACCAGAUCUUUGGAGGUUACCUCAGGUCAAGAGUAAAAUGCUCUAUUUGUAAAAGUGUCUCAGAUACGUACGAUCCUUACCUGGAUAUCGCCGUUGAGAUUCGGCAAGCAGCAAACAUAGUGCGAGCCUUGGAACUGUUUGUUAAACCAGAUGUUUUAAGUGGAGAGAAUGCCUACAUGUGUGCCAAGUGCAAAAAGAAAGUGCCGGCCACCAAGCGCUUCACAGUGCAUCGAACAUCCAAUGUACUCACCCUUUCACUGAAGAGGUUUGCAAACUUCAGCGGUGGAAAAAUAACAAAGGAUGUUGGUUACCCAGAAUUUCUAAACAUCCGCCCUUACAUGUCUCAGAGCUCAGGCGAUCCUGUCAUGUACGGCCUCUAUGCUGUUCUGGUGCAUUCAGGCUACAGUUGUCAUGCUGGACACUACUACUGCUAUGUGAAGGCAAGCAAUGGACAAUGGUACCAAAUGAAUGAUUCAAUGGUGCACUCAAGUAACAUCAAAGUGGUCUUGAACCAGCAGGCUUAUGUGCUUUUCUACUUGAGGAUACCUGAAACCAAGAAAAAUGCAGAUGGGCAGACCACCAAGCAGGGGAUGUUGUAUUCCGGGAAGAAUACGGCACCAUCGGAACAGAUAAAGAGGUCCAACUUGAACGGGCCUCUCUCUUCCCCACAGGUGAAAAAGAAACUUGAGCCAGCCCAGCUGCGCAAGAUCCAGUCGAUGGACGGUGGUUUGGGUUUGCCCAUUUCCAGGAACGGUGUGAGCACUCAGCCACAGCCCAGACUGUCCAACUGGACAUCCUCCUCCAACGGUCUGCCAAAGCUGCCGGGUGGACCCGCAGUUAUAGAGGAACCUUUCAAGAAGGUGAAGAAGCCCUCUCCGCAGAGCCAGCUGCCAUCCCGCAGCAGCACUCCGACCCCUUCCAGCAACGGGGUCAGCAGAACGGAGGGAGAUAAAAAACAAGGUGGAGAAGGCAGAGGCAUGGCAGCGUCUACCUCAUUUAAGUCUUUGUCUGACUCCUCCUCUGCUGACACCACUGAGUCAAAGGACUCUGUUGGUCCCAAAAGUGCACCAGUAGGAGAGACUCCCUCCACUCCUCGGAAAGGCUCCAGCGGCCUGGCGUCUCCAGCAAGGAGCGUGGAGCGCUCUCAGAGCACAGAGGAGCAGAAGACGGCAAAAAUUAAACCUCCGGCUCUCGGCAACAUCACAUCUGAAGCCACCAGCACCAUGUCACCUCCACCUGCCAAGAAGCUUGCCCUGUCGGCCAAGAAGGCUCGCAGCCGGAGUCCGAGCAGCAUUGAUGUUCUGCCCCGUUUGCCGUCCAGUGACCCCAUGCAUCAAAAUCAACUUAACUCCCUCACCCUUGCCUCACCCACUCCCACUCACAGAGCUGAUCCAUUCCAUUCAUGUAAAGUCCAAUCAUCACCUUUAGCCCAUUCAACUGGAUCCUUCAAACUGCAGAGUCCUCAAAAACAGUCCCUUUUCUCCACACUGCAAAAGCCAAGCGUGAGCCUUCCUCCUAAAACAAACGGUCUUCACUGUCCAGGCCCAAAGAGUCCCAAGUCUUCCAACAAGCUCAACUCAGUGGUUCAAAAACCAGACCUUGACGACCCUCCCGCUCAAAAUGUCAAACACAAAAAGAAGAAGAAGAAGCGGCGGCAUUCUGAGGUAGAGAGCGUCCCAGAGCCAGUCACAUCCACAGCUCCACAGACACAGUGCACCGCAGCAGAGUCCGAUGGCGAGAAGAGGUGCAAGAGGAAAAAGAAGAAGCGAAAGCGGCUGGACGAAGACGGAGAGCAAGCGAAGGAGCGGGCGUGUGUCUCGUCUCAUUUGGACACGUCAAGCCAGGAGGAGGACUGGUGUCAGGGUGGCAUGUGGAGCCUGAGCCCUCAGUCCAGUGCAGAAGAGUCUAAGAAAAAGCCUCAGUUAUCCGCUACAACUCCAUCGCAGUGUGAGUCAAACCAGAAAAAGCAGGAAACGGAUUCUGUGUUGAAGAAGAAGAAAAAGAAGAAAAAGAAAGACAAUGUGGGUCAGUCAGGAGACGCUCUGCAGGAUACAGCGUCUGCACGCUCUACAACAGAAAGAAGCAGUUCUGAGAUGAAGCCCACAGGGAGCCAGAAAGAUACAGGAGAUUUGUUAAAAGUAAAAAAGAAAUUAAAAAUGAAGAAGAGGCUAAAAGAAGAGACGCGACAGUGGGAGGAAAGCAAGCAUUGUCCUGAUGCUGAGACUGAAGCAUCGGAGCCCCCGUACAAAAAGAAAACGAUGGAGAAGGACAGAACAAACAAAGAAAGCACAGCCACAGUGGUAGUGUGGGACAGCCAAGUGAAGGACGGCUACAAGCGCAGCGUGGCACCAGCGGCUGAUGGAAGUACAUCAGAUGGCUCGACCCGCGCUGCACCCGUAGCUUGGGAUGGGAAAAAGACGAGUAGUGUGGUAGAAGAGCUGCUCAGGAACGCUUCGGAUAAAGCCUACGGAGCCAAUGUCCUCAGUUGGGAUGGUGAGGUCUCUGCUGUCAGCAGAGAUGCCAUUGAAGAUGCCCGCGAUGCCAGGUGUGACACUGUGAUCGACGAAUGGGAUGAAGACUUCGACAGGGGAAAGGUGAAGAAAGUAAAGCAGUAUAAAAGAGAGAAGUGGAGAGGGGCCAGCAGCAUGUUCCAGAAGAUUCAGGACAGGCGGAACAAGUGGUCUGUAACACCCGGAGGGAAGAGAGUUUUUGGAGUCCGACGCUGAGAGUCCAGAUUGCUGCUGAAGUCUUGCUGACUUGAAAUUGAGACAGAAAAUACUUUUCUUACCAAACUCAUUUACCCAAUCUCUCUCUCUCUCUCUCUCUCUCUCUCUCUCUCUCUCUCUCUCUCUCUCUCUCUCUCUCUCUCUCUCUCUCUCUCUCUCUCUCUCUCUCUCUCGUUUUUUUUUCUUCUGUCUUUUGUUUGUUUAAUCCCCCAUAUUCAAGAAUAAGAUAUGUGCCAAAAGCAGUACACAUUACUGCAUCAACAGUCUGCCAACACAACUUUUAAACUAACCAAUGUGAAAUAUUGUUUUCAGCAGACAGCUGAAUUUCACUAUCUCCCCUUUAGAUGCCGCCAUGAGCAGCUUAAAGUUUUCUAUGCAUUCAGUAUUUAAUUCAAAAUCCUUACAUCACGUCAAUAUCGCAUUAGAUUUGUGUCCUUUGAGCCCCGAUUAUUGCCCUGAAAAUGUGCUACCAUGAAAUACAAAAAGCUUUACCGUAAUUGUAAAAGGUAGCCUGUGACUCAUUGGCCUCGCUGUACGCAAUCUGAGCAAAAAAAGUGACCUUUUUAACAAAAAAAUGAAAUUAUUCUAUGUCAAAUAACAAAGCUGGACUCAUUCAUUAUUCUUGUUUUAGAUUUCUUAAAUAUUUUUAUGUUAUUAUUAUUUUUUUCUCAUAAGUUGGGAUUUUAUUUUGUACUCUAGUGUCUGUACCACACUGCUUCUUUUUAAGGACCAAGUUUUGCCUGCAUAUUGUUGGUAAAAUUGAGGUUUAAAAUAGCCACCGUUUCCUAAUUACGCAUGCCUAAACUGGUUCAAAACCCAUUUUAAAUGAAGGGUCGUUUGUAGUUGUGCAGUUCUUGUUACACACGCGAUUUUCCCCUUCCUUACCAAGUUCAGCUUUAAUGUUAAUACAUUAAUAAUACAAAGGAAUGCUCGGGCGAUGUCAUCGAUAUGGAGGAAACGCAUCGGAUGCUGUUAGUUUUAUUUUUUAUUCAUGAGUUAUUGUUUUCUUACAACUCGGUGCAAUCAUUGUGUGUCGUAGAGGUCGGCGUUUCUGGAGGAACUCUCGUUGGCGCAGUUAAUUUUCUGCUGUGCAGCUAUCCAACUAUGUAGCUCAUCUCAUCAGUUCUUCAUUUAGAGAAGCUCAGUUUGGAAACAUGUUUUUGUUUUCUGUAAAGAAGGAAAAAAAACUCCAAUGGGUCCUUCACCACUAUACUGCAAUUAAAGGGUUACAUUUUAUACUUCUGGCACUGUGUUAUGAUGCGAUAACUACAUGAUGAGAUCUUCUUGUCCCCUUGUAUCUUAUACCUCUAUGCAAUUUUCUGACAGUCAUGCUCGCCGUCUAGAAACUGGGCUGAGACUCAGGAACCCAGAACCUCCUGUAUUCCCAUCUCCACCCUUGAUCAGACCCCAUUUCAUGUAGGAGUCAUCCCUGGACCUAGGCCACCUCGUUGCAUCCUGUACAUCCUAUAAACAACUGUUUUAUACAAAAUAUAUCAGGUGUGGAAUCCAUCUAAUCAUCUUGCACCAGUUUGGGCACAGAUGUGUAGAGAAACUAAAGUUAAAUAAACAAAUGCUUUGCCAGUGUAGAUUGUACAGUCCAUCUUGUGCUACCAGUGUUUUCCCCCACCCCAACAACGCUGUAAAGAUUUACCCAUGCAUUUCUUUUCAUUCUAGAGAUGUUGCCUUGAAUUGGCUAUAAAAAGCAUAGGUUUUAAUGUUAUAAAUAUGUAAUUUAAAGAAGAUCUUUACUGUGCUAUUAAAUACUCAGAGUAGUCGGUGGGUGUUGAGAAUUUAUCUACAAGUGUGUUCAGUUGUGUGUAAGAGAGACAUUUGUUUUUCAUGCAAGUCCUUCCUUAUGUCACUGUAAUGUGUACAGUACAAGAGGGGCAGUGUCAUUUCCAAAGGACAGCUGUGAAGUGGACUGGCAGACUGGCAGAUGAACAUUUACUAGUGUGAAUGGACAGUCCACAUGUUUGCAUUGAUGGUUCCAUAUUUUGCACCACCUUUUCUGACCAGAGAAGAGAGCUUUCAUAAUGAAAGUAGCUCUUACCUCGUAAUAGCUAACUGAAAAGGUGCAAUAAAGUUGUGACUUUUGUGA
Molecule: messenger RNA, 5666 nt
Organism: Pelmatolapia mariae (spotted tilapia)
Lineage: Eukaryota; Metazoa; Chordata; Actinopteri; Cichliformes; Cichlidae
Gene: usp36
Product: ubiquitin specific peptidase 36
Exons: 20
Coding region: 119-3568 (1149 amino acids)
Biological process (GO): protein deubiquitination; regulation of apoptotic process
Cellular component (GO): nucleus; cytosol
Molecular function (GO): cysteine-type deubiquitinase activity
Source: RefSeq, a predicted model, not a curated record